AUGUCACAACUAUUCGAUCCCCUCGGCCUUCUUGGACCCGUAGUCGUCAUGGCAAAAAUGUUUAUACAAACCCUCUGGGCGGAGAACAUGUCGUGGGACACCGAGUUAUCGGACAAACAUAGCACAUGGUGGAGAGAGUAUCGCAACGACAUCACAGCACUGAGGACACUGGAGGUCCCUAGGAGGGUGCUGUGGAACAUAAGCCAGGAUUACACUAUGCAUUGCUUCUGCGAUGCAUCAAAAAAAGGAUACGGAUGUGCCGUAUAUGUCGUGUCACCAGAUGAGACUAGCCAGCUACAAUCUCAUCUUCUCACCUCAAAAUCUCGAGUUGCUCCUCUCCGUGGACUCACUAUUCCCCGAUUAGAGCUUUGUGCAGCUCUCCUCGGAAGCCAGCUUGUUAACAACCUUCGUAUCAACACUGUCUUCAAUGGGCCGGUUGUGUUUUGGACUGAUUCAACCAUCGUGUUGUACUGGAUCAAAUCCACGUCAAACAAGUGGAAAAUCUUCGUCUCCAACCGAGUUUCAGAGAUCCAACGUCUGACGAAGGAUCACGAGUGGCGACAUGUUACAACAGAAUCAAACCCUGCAGAUCUAAUCUCACGAGGAAUCCUUGCAACUAAAAUUAUAAACGAACAUUUUUGGUGGCACGGUCCAGGCUUCAUCAGAACCGCGAAAGAGCUCUGGCCGCAGAAUAUAAUCCCAGCAUUGAGUACCCUGGAUGUUAAGGAAGAAGCUCGUCUACUCGUUUCACUUCAUGUCAACGAAGUAGAUUCCUCGAUUUUCGAAAGACUCUCCGAGUUGGGCAAAAUAAUUCGAACUGUCGCUUACUGCUAUCGCUUCUAUACCAACUGUAUGCUUCCUAGUGAUAAACGUCUCACAAGAGCUCUCUCUCCAAAUGAAUACAACAUCGCUUUGAAAUGUCUAGUUCGUUUGGCUCAGCGAUCAGAAUUCCCAGCAGAAAUUCGCAUCUACGGGAGGAAAAGCAACCUUUCGAAGAGUACAGCCAAAUCUCCACUCAAAAAUCUAAACCUAUUCAUGGAUGAUUUUGGUCUGCUCAGGCUCGAUGGCCGCCUAAGAAACCUAAAUGCACCUUUUGACACACGGUUUCCUAUUCUACUCCCCGCCAAACAUACUAUCAGCUGGAUGAUAGCCCGAUCGAUACAUUUACAAACGCUCCAUGGUGGUCCGAAGCUCUUACUGGCCACGAUACGUCAGCGAUUCUGGCCACUACAGGGUCUUCAGUUAGCUCGCAGAGUUGUGCGCAAAUGCAUCACUUGUUUCCGAUGCCGGCCUCGACUAUCGCAACAGAUCAUGGCACCUUUACCGUCAGUGCGCAUCACUCCAGCUCGAGUAUUCUCACAUUCGGGUAUGGAUUACUGUGGGCCGUUCCUCGUUCGUCCGUUAAGUGGAAGGGGAGCGUCGGUGAAAAUCUACGUUGCUUUAUUCGUAUGCUUGGUGGUGAAGGCCGUGCACCUUGAAGUCGUCUCCGAUUUGUCGUCCGCCGCGUGCAUAAAGGCCGUCAAACGCUUCGUCGCUCGUCGCGGUCGCGUUCUACAGUUGCACUGCGAUAAUGCAACUGCGUUCGUCGGCGCGGAUCGCGAAUUGAAGGCUUUGCGACAGGAGUAUCUAAGGCAGUUCCGGACGAAAGAAUGGGACAGCUAUUGCUCGGAGAAUAGCAUCACCUUCUGCUUCAUACCCGCCCGCUCUCCACAUUUCGGAGGAAUUUGGGAGGCAGGAAUAAAAUCAUUCAAACAUCAUUUUCGUCGAAUAAUUGGACAGAAGUCGUUUACUAUGGACCAAUUGCUAACCAUCGUAGUUCAAAUUGAGGCUAUCCUCAAUUCUCGCCCACUUUCGCCGAUUUCCGAAUCUCCAGAUGACCUCUCCGCCCUUACUCCCGGUCAUUUCCUGAUUGGAGAGCCCCUACUAUCAAUUCCAGAACCAGAUCUCACCGAGUUAAACACCAAUCGUCUUACUCGUUUACAGGAGAUGAAGCGCUCGAUACAAGACCUUUGGCGUCGAUGGUCUCGUGACUACGUAAGUCAGCUACAACAACGCAGCAAGUGGAAACGUUCCUCGACAGAUAUUCGUAAUGGUCAGCUAGUUCUUCUCCGCCAAGAUAAUUCUCCACCGCUUCAGUGGCCCUUGGGCAGAAUCGUAGAGACGACUACGGGUAAUGAUGGACAUACACGAGUGGUUGUCGUGCAAACAGUUUCUGGUCGUUACAAACGUGCAGUCACCGAAGUUGCAGUGUUGCCAAUCGAUUGUCAUGAAGAAGAUACAUCCCAGUAG
Toxorhynchites rutilus septentrionalis is the source of this 2289-nucleotide messenger RNA. RefSeq lists its product as uncharacterized. The record is from RefSeq and is a predicted model, not a curated record. The transcript has a single exon. Gene Ontology annotation, molecular function: nucleic acid binding. Gene Ontology annotation, biological process: DNA integration. Bases 1 to 2289 code for a protein of 762 amino acids. Lineage: Eukaryota; Metazoa; Arthropoda; Insecta; Diptera; Culicidae.